This is a messenger RNA of Galleria mellonella (greater wax moth), 11534 nucleotides long. Its product is annotated as SH3 domain-binding protein 5 homolog. The transcript is spliced from 9 exons. Lineage: Eukaryota; Metazoa; Arthropoda; Insecta; Lepidoptera; Pyralidae. Bases 151 to 1599 code for a protein of 482 amino acids. Gene Ontology annotation, molecular function: protein kinase inhibitor activity. The record is from RefSeq and is a predicted model, not a curated record. Gene Ontology annotation, biological process: intracellular signal transduction; negative regulation of protein tyrosine kinase activity. Gene Ontology annotation, cellular component: cytoplasm.
UUUUUCAUUGUUUUCCAAGGCGGAAGCGAGAAGCAGUAGCGAUUAUCGGGAAAUGAAUACUAAUUAAACUUGAAACUUUUAGCGGAGGCGGUCAAAGAUGAGUUCAUAAAAUAAAAGUGAUAAAACAAAAAGUUUUAUUGAAUGUAAUGUAUGUUAAAAUGCGCUGGUUUUGAGAGAACAAUGAACGAUAGCGGUGCUGAAUGUUCCGAGGCCCUUGAUCCCAGAGUACAGAUCGAACUAGAAAGACUGAACACAGCCACAGAUGAGAUUAACCGACUAGAAGUAGAACUCGAUGAGGCUCGUCUUGCAUUCCGCCGCCUCCUAGCCGAAGGCCACCUCCGCAUUCAGCAGUUGACAAAGAAGUUGGGAACCAGUGUACACAAAGCUAGACCAUAUUAUGAAGCCAGGUUUAGGGCUAAUAUUACAUCACAAGAACUUCAAACAGCGACAGUUGCGUAUGACAAAGCCAACAGUGCUCAUGCGGCAGCAAGAGAGAUGGUGUUCCUCGCUGAACAGGGGCUGGCGAGGCUCGCGGAGGGUUCCGAAGGUGGAGUCACCCUCGACCCUGCCUGGCAGGAGAUGCUUAAUCAUGCCACACACAGAGUCAACCAGGCCGAGUCAGACCGAGCGCACGCGACGGUGACGCAGCGAACCAAGGCGGCCGCUCACCGCGCCGCCACCGCACUUGUGCAGCAAUUACAAAAUGGGCUCAAACGACACAUAGCUAAAUCUAGGCCGUAUUUUGAAGAGAAGGCGCGCAUUAAUUCUGCGCUGGAGAAUCAAAAAGCUAGGAUUCAGACCUUGGAGGAGCAGGUAGCCGAAGCAAAGCAGCAAUACUCCUCAGCCCUAAGGAACUUGGAGAGGAUAUCUGAUGAAAUUCAUAAGCAUCGGUCAAGAAGACAGUCUGCUAGGAAUGGAACGCCGAUAGACAUCGACCGGUCCACAAUAACGGACACGGCCAGUGAUACCAACACAACGACAAGUGAUAAACUGGAGGAGCUGUGCGACCACAGCGCGGACGCCAGCGUCCGGGAGUGGCUGCGACGGACGGCGGACGCGAGGCCUCGCUGUCUGACGGACGCAGACACAUGGACCGAGAUAGACUUGGACUACUCCAGUCCGGAGGAAGUUAGUUUCGAAAAGUGUUCGCUACGACCGCGCUCCACACCAGAGAAGUGUUCCCCACCAAGCCCGAUGGAGUCGAAGGUGUCAGCGGCGUCCCCCCGCCGCAUCAUCAGGUCCGUGGAUAGGAACGCGUGCCUCCGCGCCGAGCUGGAGAAGGGCAGGCGACAGAGUCUCGACGCGAUCCUGCACGAUACCGGCGAGAAGGUCAAAGAGAUGUUUCAAGGGCUGUCGCUGUUCGGCGAGCGGCGCGGCUCGUCGUCGGCGCCGCGGUCGCCGCGCCGCGCGUCGCCCGCUCGAUCUUCCGCCGACGACCGCGCCUCCGACACCGACAGCCUCGCCAGCGUGGAGAUGUUAACAGACGACCAGAUAGCAUCACUUAUGCUGGAUGCGCAGCUGGAGGCGGUCUGCGAACGGCUGGCAGGCGUCGCGGUCCGACAGCCGCGCUCCCCGAACUCGCCCGAGGCCAGGUUUUGAACCGUAACCUUAUAUACAUAAGGUGCACUCUCCUUUAUCCUAGUUUGUACUGUUUUAGUAACGAUUAGUAUAGUGGCGAGUAAUUUAGUAAGAGUACUUGAAUAUAUAUGUAAUAUUAUAUUAGUCAAGUAUUUUCGAUACAAAUACAUCAAAAUCAAUCUCACGUAAGUACCUUACUCACCUUGAAGUACUUCACGGUGGAUGAAGUGGCAACAUUUGUCGGAAAUGGCAUAUAGUAUAUGUAUGAUUCAAUCAUAAUCUCUUGAGGAAAGUUUACUUUUUUAUUCGAUUGUAGAAAAGAUGUUUCGAAUCCAUUGUUUUUAAUAUAUUAGUUACGUCAGAAUUAGAAAAAAAAAAAAAAUAGAAAUUUCUUUUUUAUCUGAAAGGAUAUUAAUUAAAAUUGGUUCAAUUGUUUGGUUUUUAAAUCAAAUAACUGGUGUUGCCACGAUUGUAGUCGAUUUUCUUUGUGAAAUAAUAUUUACUUAUAUUUUCAGACACUUAAAUAUUCAAAUUAUUCGCCACUCGAUUAAAUUACAAAAUAUUUUGAAUUAGGCCUUACAUGCGUUGGCAUGUAAGGCCUAAUUCGUUACAUGUGUUGACCAGUUCAUACGUGCAAACGGACGAAUGUGACUCUAUCCUUAAUGGAUAAAUAUUUGAGUUGCUAAUAAUUUAGUAAAAAAAACAUCACUACUCGAUGAAAUCGUCUUAUUUUUUGUGGAGGUUUCUUUAAUUACUAAAUAACUCGCCUUAAUUAAUAAAGCAAUCGGAACUUAGUUUAACAUGUCGAUACACUAGUGAGAUUUAAGAUAUUUAGCUGUUAAACUUAGUGAGUUGGCGAGUAAUUUAAUAAAAAAUAUCGAUUGCCCACUCGAUUAAAUUACUAAAACUGUCGAAACUUGCUGACAAACCAGUGAGAUUUUAGAUGUUUAGUUUCUUUACAACUAAUUAGUCAAUUGGCGAGUAAUUUAGUAGUAAAUACUACUUGACAAUAUAAAUAUUUCCUUAUAUUCAGACACCUUAAUUUCUUAUUAAUAGUAAAUAAAGAUUAAUAAUAAUAAUAGUAAAUAAAGAUUAUUUAUUAUUAAAUUGCCACUCGACUAAAUUACUAAAACUAGAAAAAUAAAAAAAUAUGUUAUUAUCCCUUAAAUAAUUAUCAAGUGAUUAAAAAAUUUCGAAGCAGUCAAAUUUUGAACUUAACUGGGGCUGACGUUCAUACCAAUUAUGCUACCGCUUCACUGGAAACCCUUUCGAAAAAAUUUUUGUUUACUUAACAAUUAUUCAAAUAUGAUUUUUGAAUUUUAAUAAUAUAUUCUAUAUCAAUUCGCAAUAAUACAAUAAAUUGUCGAUGUAUCUAACCAUAAAUAAAAAUGUUUAAAACUCAAAACUAACAUACAGGUGAGAUUCCAGAUUUAGUUGAUUGAUCUAAAACUAUUUUCAUUAAUCAAAUACAUUUAACUCCUUAACCAUUCGCCACUCCUCUAAAUUACUAAAAAAAUUUUACUUAGGUUUUACACUACCGACACUAAUAGCACAAUAUAAAGAACUACUAAUGAAAACUCCUUCCACUGUACUAGUAGUGAAAUAAGUACAGUUAGUAAUUUAGUAAAAUGCUGAAUAAUUAAACAUUUCACAAAAUUACUACGUAUUUAUUUUGUUCAUUUACAUAGUAUAAAUAAACAAAAAAAGCAUGUAGAUACUACUAAAUUACUUGUCGCUUAACUUAAUCGCUAAAUCAGUCUGUAAACACCCUAAUAAGCCACCAGUGAUAUUCUUGAUCUUUAGUUUAUAAAGUACAAUUUUGUUUAUGGUAAAUAGAUAAUGAUAAAUGUCAACCGUAUGUCGUAAAAAAUAAGGUGCAAUAUUUAUUUGUGCGGAUUUAGAGAAAAAUUAUUCUUUUUUUUUCGUGGCUCAAAUUUAAAAUAAUUAUACGUAGGAUCGCUUUUGAUGAUUUUUUUAUGUUAAAACUCUUGAUUUAGCAUAAUAUUAAUAGUCUCAUUAUAGGUACCAAUAAUAAAUAUAUUAUUUAGUAUAUUUGACCAUCUUAAAAAAAAAAUAAUGAAAGAAAAAUUUAACUUGUCUAUUGUUAAUACAUCUUUCCACAUAUAUAAAAUAGAUUACUAUUCUUUUACAGUUUUUUAUUACGUUUCUUAGGGAUUUUGGUUUUACAAUUGUGACUUCACAAUGCUUCAGAUACAAUCAAAGAAUAUAAUUUGAAACAAUUAAAAAUAACAGUCACCCAAGACAUUGACUUACGAGAUCACACAGAUUUAAUCAUAAAUACGCAAAACUUGUCGAGCUCGAUUCUUUUGUAUCCGACUUCAGAAAAGGGAGAGGUUCCCAAUUGUGUUGUUUGUUUGUUUGUUACCUCAUAACUCUGUCAGUUGUUGACUGAUUGAUUGAUAUAACUGUAGAAAUUAUAUCAAAAUAAGUAGAGUAACAUAGUUUUUAUAUAUUAUAAAAAUAAAUGAUUUUGCCAUAACUGAAGUCGCAUUUUUUUUUCGUGGAACGUAAUCUUAAAUUAUAAGUAUUGAAAUGUUUUAUCUCCUUAUUUUGAACUAAAUUCAUAAUUAGGAAGAACGUAAAAAAACAUUGUAGUCGAAAAAGGGUCGUAGAUUUGUUUUUAUGAAUAAGCCUUACCGGCUUAUGCUAGCUUAGCUAUGUGUACUUUUGUUAUAUACAUUUUUUUCCUUUCGUCCAAAUCCAUCUUUAUAAUUUCUUCUCAUAAUAUCUACAUAACAAUAGUGCAAAUACUAUACGUAUUGAUAAAAUGUAUAAAUGUAAUGUAAAUUUAAUAUUUCUAGACGGAAAUUCUCUACAAAUGCAUUACCAAAAUCAGUCCCAACUAUAUUUAUUUUUAUUUAUAUAUUAUAAACCAUAUUUAAAUACACUCAUUAAUACUUAAUAGAUUUAUCAGUUCAUUCUCGGAUUGAAGUAAUACCAAAAUAUUAAAAUUUACUGGCAAUACUGAAAAUGGCGCGCUUUUUUUUUUACAUUUCAGCUUAUAAUUGUUGGAACGUUUUUCGCACUCGACUAUCUUGUAUUCUAUUCUAUCUAAGUGUAUAGCAUCUAAUUAUAAUGAAACCUAUGUAUAAGUAUGCAAUAUUGAACACUAUUACAAGGGAUUGUAGGUACAAUUUAGACUGUGAAGAAACAAUGAUAUUUUUGUCCAAGUAAAAGGAUAUGACGGUACGAUAUAAGGUUACGUCACAGGUCGCAAGUUCGAUUCUCGUGACGUGUUAAUUGUAUGCAAUAUAUUUUUUAGUACAAUCAUCAAUAUUUAAAAUACAUUCCAUUAUUAUAAUAAUAUAUACAUAUUUCUAAUCCUAAAAACAUUAAAAAUUCCAAGGUUUUGACUUUGAUUCGAUCUUGAUAUCUCGCAGUCAAGUAACUAAAGUACUAAUUAGUAAUAGUCAUUUAGUAUAAAUAAUUCCUAAGCCUGUCACCAUAUAAUACUACGCAAUAUUUUUCCACUAAAAAAUGUAAUAAAUAUUAUACAUAUCAUAAUAGUUAUAAAAAAAAAUCAUAAAGAAACAUAAUAUUCAAUUCCUUUACUCAUAUUUGUCAAACAAUUGGUAACAGAUUUUUAAAACAUGGGAUCUUUUUAUAUAUGGGUUCCCCGAUUAACCCUAUUGAAUCCUUCACGCCCGUAUGACGAGUUUCUUGUUAAAAUAGUACAUUACUGCAGCGGCCAGCAACUGAGGCAUUGAUGGACGAACGUGCAAAUGUGGGCCGAGGUGUAGCCGAGCCACACAUACGUGAGUACGUAAUUUAUCUGGCCGCAAAACACGACAGAUAUGGAUAUUUAUACAACUUUUGCCGGCCGCUGCCCGCAUGUAUCUGGCCAGUACGGCAAUUUUGAUUUAUCUCGAAGAAGAUUGUCAAAAUAAUGCUCACAUUUUCAAGCAUUUUGAGAAAAUUAAUAUUUAUAAGUAUUGAAAUAUAAAAUUAAUAACUGUUUCAGUUACAAGUUAUAAAUUAUGUCAUACAUAUUACAUUGUAACGAGGGAAGGAAUAGCUUUCUUUAUACACAGAUAAUAAAAUGGAAUUCUGUUCUAUUUACUCGAAUGUCAUUAAUAAUCUAUGGAAUUUCGAACAAUUCGUUACACUUUUCAAUCAUGCAUUUGUCCUUCUCACACCUCGCGUUCCAAUCCACGCAAAUAACAUUUUAUAAUAUUACAUAAUAUUUAUGGCGAUAUCGAAAAUUUUUCUUGCCAUGUCACUUGCCUAUUUUUUUUUAUUAUGAAAUUAUUUAUUUAUUAUUUGUAUUUAAAAUAUGAAACGCUUAUGAAAUGUAAAUAAAAACAUAAUAAUAUUCAAACUAAUAAUUUAGUGCUUAAAUCUUUAAAUAUUUAUUAUAGCUACAGAUAUACAUAUAUUGUACUUGUAGUUACUCAUAUGUACAUAGUAAAUAGUUAUAUUAAUUAUAUAUAAUGAGAUAGCGGGUUUGUUUGUUCACCCGUGUAUAUACAUAUAAUAGGUAUAUACCUAUAUAUAUUUAUAACAGAACAAUAUACAAUCAUUUAGUGAUAAUAUAUGAUUGGUUUAAGUAUCAUUCAAUUAAACUCUAAAUACUGUCUUAUAACGGAAUGGUAACUCCGCCUGCGCUAUCAGUAUACAGAUACAUAUAUACCAGUGAGGAAUGAGAGAUGAUGAAGCAGGUCAGUAAGCCAUCGUGACAAAUUUAACAAUAAAUCAAUCACUUUAGUUUCCAAGGGAAGUUGCAAGGAGGUCGACCUGAUAGGUGUAUUUUGCUAGCAAUGAAAUAAGCUAAUCCCCAUUACCAACCCAAACCCUUCUCCCUCAGGGGGGAAAAGGAUUGUUAGCAAUGGAGUUUGACAGCCCCAUUGCUAGCAAUAUACCUUGUUAGGUCGACCUCCACGUGGUUCCCCCUGGAAACCAUCGUGAACAAUUCUUGUUGAAUUCGUCACGAUGGGCUAACUGACCUACUUCAUCCUCACCUAUCAUCCUUCACUGGUGCCCCGCCGGUGUAUACCGAUAGCGCGGGUGGGGUUACCAUUCCAUUAUCAUCCAUUUAAAAAAAAAACCGUUCUCCCCCCUCUAAAUACCUAAUAAUAAUAGUAAUUAUUGAUUUAAACAUUCAAUUAAUAUGAACAUACUCUUGUCAACCUUUAUUAUUUUUCAUUAUAACGUAGGGAAAUAAUUAUAAUAAGUGCCACACAAUCGUCUGAUCUUCAAGCUAAAACACCCUGUGUUAUAGAGGAACCAGGCAACAUACAUCUUUACAUGUACACAUGUAUGUGGCCACGAACCCGGAACGCCAGACCGGACACUAUUCAGAAAAAUUCGUUUCCCAAAUUUUCCCUUACCGGGAAUCGAACCCGGGACCUCAUAACGCAAGGCAGUGUAUCUGCCGCUGGGCCACGGUCGCCAUUAGGUAACAAACUGAAUCUAGCGAUAGUAUUUUGAAAUAUCAAUUUACGACAAAGUGCAUCACUAGCGUAUUUAAAAUUAUUUUCUAGAGAGAGCCUAGAGCCUAGCCUCUCUUAAAAAAGGGAACCAAAUAAUUCUAGAAUGACCAUGGCCCACCAGCCCCCCCCCCCCCCCUAGCCCUUAAAUACGCCUAUGAAGUGCAUAAAUCAAUUGUGAUUCCCUCUAAACCGACAUAAAUUACUUAACGACUUUUUUUUUUCACGAAGGGGUUGUACUAUGUAUGGUUUGCGUAUAGGAUCCUAUUAGCAAUUAUUCUCAAAUCAUACAAUAAUGGUGAAGUCGUAAGAUAUGUAGUUUGUUUUAUUUAUAAUAAAAUAUUGUAAUUUAUUAUUAAUAAAUUAAUAAAAUGCCUUAGAUUAGUAGAAAAAUCAAUUAUAUGCAAUAAGAGAAAUGAUAAUAAUGUAAACAUUAGCUAGGUGUGUGUUUAAAUUAAUUGAGAAAUUGCCUAAAACUAUUAAAUUUGUUAAUUUUCGUAAGUUUAUCAAAUACAUGUGACGAAUAUUGGCAGUGAUUAUGGUAAGUAAAUACUCGGGUUUUUAUGUGUUUUCGAUAUUUUAAAUUUUCCAUUAGAUUCGUUUUUUACGGUCAAUUAACUAAGAGUAAACUCAGUUAAACUUGUUUAAUAAUAAUCAUCAAGUAAUACACUCUGAAAUGCAUUUUGUUGCCAAUAAAUUUGAUCUUUAAAGACUUCUCCUUUAGUAAGCGAGAUAGUAGAUCACUUUUGUUUAGCAUCUCCAUCAGAGUGUCUCCAUAGAUAAACGGGUCAACUUUUUCAUACAAUUUUGCGUAAUAAAUAGUUAUGUUUUCUUUUUAACUUCUAUAUUUAUUUUGUCUUAUAAAUUCUGCAGCUUUUUUAAUGCGUAAACACUCAUUAAAUAAUACGUUAGGAUACAUUUUACGCGUAAGUAUGUAGAAUACUGAUAAAAAACAAGACAAUUAGCUGACAAAAAGUUGGCUCGUUUUUGAGGCUUGAUGCUCUAUCUAUAUAAUCUAAGGCUAUACGAUGUAGUAUCCGAAAGAAAUAUAUUUCAUACUCAAAUUUAUUGGCUUCAUUUUCGUGUCUUGUUUUAAAUUACUUGCCUUAGAUUGUGAGAAAAUUAUUAAGUAAAUAUUAUACUUAUUUACUGUAUGCAAUCAUUUUUUUAAUGUCAAAAUUGAAUUAAUUUAAUGUUUUAUAUGUUAUAUUUUUUAUUAUUACUCAGUAUUAUUAAAUUAAUUUUGUACUAUUUAGAUCGUUAGUUUUGUAGUCGGCGCCAUGUUUGUAUUGAGUACAAUUUCCCGCCAUUUUUAUUUAUAUUUUUUUUUAUUAAGUAUAUAUUGAAAAAAAAAGUUUAGACAUAGUUAGUGUCUAUGGUGAUGAUUUAUACUCACUUUUUAUAACUUUUAUUAUUUUUAUAUGUUUAUAGCUAUGUUUUAAUAGAAUUAUAUUUCAUGAGUACAUUAAUUUAUUUUAGCUCAGUCUUCCAUGGUGUUUUAAAUUAUUUUAUAACUGUUACACAGUAUCACUGUUUUAUCAAAAUAUAUUAUAAUUAUAAUAAAUAAAACUGUAUUGUAAUCAUGUAAAAAUUAAGUGGAUUAGCUAUUUUUUUUUCUAUUAAGCCUGACCAGACUGGACGUAAAUUAUUUAAGUUUAGUCUAGUAAGUAUAUUUUUUAUAUACUUUGAUUUCAAUUUUUCAUGACAAAAUUUGUCAGUUUAUAAUAAACUAAAAAAUGAAACCCGAUUUGAUUAAUUGUCUUUAUUUUUAUUUGUCAAAAUUAGUGAAAUAUUUAUUUCAAAUUUAAAACUCCUAGUUAUAAAAUGUGUGAUAUUUUAAAAAUAGGUUAGUCCGACUAUAGAUAUAUGAUCAGGACUUUUUUUUACAACCAACCAUGAGCAAUAGAAUUGACAAUAUAUCUAUAUGUUUAUGCUAGGACUCCCACGGAGUGAACAGGAAUGACAAAUUUUAGUAAUAACUUGUCUAAGUUGUAAAUGCAUUUAUUAAUUAUUUUUAUGAGCGUCUCGGUCAGGCAUUUAGUGUAAGUUAUUGAAUACUCAACCAAAAUAAUAGUAUAGACGGAAUAUUCAAACUUUACAGAUUAUUUUGAAAGGUGAGUUAAGAUGUGUUGCCAUUUUUAUAUUUUUUUUUUUCAUAAAUAUGGUAAAUAAACGGUCUUAUUGGCGUCAUCUUAUAAAUAAAAAUCAAGUGCGGAAUGGAUGUAACCGUAUCACUUUUGAACGACUACAUCUAUUUGGCAAUUGCUUUUUUGUUGUUUGGAAUUGACAGAAGAAGGUUUGAUAUAAAAAAUAAUAUCUAUUAAAAAUUGUACGUUAAAACCCUGUACGAAGCCAGUGCGGGCAGCUAGUUUAAUACAAUUAUGCCAAUAAGAUAAAAUGAUAGUUUAUAAAAUUUAAGAUUGAAUUUAAAUGGUUUCUUAUUUGAUUUCUGGCAACACCUAUGUUUUAUCAGUAAAAAUCUAAAAAAUAUUUCGAUAAGCGAUGACUCGUUUUUGUGUGUAUUUGAAUGAAUUUAUUAUAUUUCAUUUGAUUAUGCAUAAGUUUGCAGCUUCACUAGUGCAGUGCUCAGAGAUCCGUCUAUACUUUGUUCUUGGUCCGAGUUUUAACUAGAUAUUAUAUAGGAAACGCUUUCUGUCAGUAAAUUACGCUUAUCAUCGCACAACGUGUGGUUUUGUAUAACGAUGAUGCCAACUAGUGUCACAAAUAUAAAGUUAUUAUCAAAUGUGUGUGUGUGUAUAUAUAUAUAUAUAUAUAUAUAUAUAUAUAUAUAUAUAUAUAUAUAUAUAUAUAUAUAUAUAUAUAUAUAUAUAUAUAUAUAUAUAUAUACCAUAUAUUAUAUAACUAUUGUUGUAGACGUGUUACAGUAACAAUGAAGAGAGGUCAUAUCUAAAUAAAACUGUAAAAAAGAAUAAGCUGUUAUUUAAAAAAAAAAAAAAACAAUAUUGCUGAAUGUUUAUUUAAAACGUACUCUGACAACAAACCAAAAUGUGAAUCUUGCAAUAAGUUUCUAAUAACCGAUAAUUUUAAUUUUGAUGAAAAAAUUAAGGUAUUAAAGAUUCAAACAGUUAUAAAGAAUAAUUUAUUGGUAUUAUAUGUUGAUAAUUUAUUAUUACGAUAUAGUUCAUAGUUCUCAUACUACUCUCGUAAAACGAAAUAAAUUAAUUUUUACAGUUUCGGAGUAGUUGCAAUGUACUAUUGUAUUUUGUUUCAUUAUUUUUUCUAUCAAUCCUUAUAAAAAUAUAUUAUAAUUAAUAAUUUUAACAAAGAAUGAUUAUUUCGAAACUAUAAAAAUUUAAUUAUUUAGUUUUCUUCCUAAAUCGAUGAAUGAAUGUGUGAUAUUAAUUUGCUUUUUCAAACCGUCGCCGAAAGUUGCUGAACUGUCGUCUUACUUGAUAAAUGUUCAGCGUCUUGUCUUUGAAUGUCAUGAAAUUUAUAUUGUCACAACAUAAUAGUAUUAUGUAAAAAUUGUUUAAGUAAUUUAGGAUAAUUUGUAAAAUUUUUCAAUUCUCAGAUAAUAAAUUAAAACCUUUAUAACAUAAAAUUGAAUUUGUAACAUUUUAAAUGUUACAAUUUGCAAGAGGAAAACUUUUCUGCGAAGGUGGCGCCACCAUGUUACAACGUAAACAACCACAAUGUUAUUGAAAGUUAAUGGACAGAGUAAUUAAAAAAAAAAUCUAUAAUGGCGGGAAAUUAAAGUUUUUAAACUUUUUUUCCCGUAUAGGUGCAAAGAAAAAAAUUGUUUUGAACACUGUGUCGCCCCCAUCGUAAUAAAUUUACUGUAAGCUUCCUUAUUAAUAUGUCUAAUUGUAGAUAACAUAUCUAUGUUUAUUUUACAUUUAAAAUUUUACAAUGUUCAUUACAUUUCACCCCCUUGCUUGGUAAAGAGUGUGGCCAUAUUGAAUGGUCUACAAUUUAUAGCUAAUAAUAUUCUAAUUACUUGUUAAAUUUUUGGACACGAAAUGCUGUAUUAAUCUUAUCUGAAAAUUGGGAAAUCGUUCCUUAGCGUAAUAAAGCUUUUGUUAAUAGUCGAGUUUUUAUAUUUUUGACAUUAUAAAAAAUAUUAAUUCUCGCAAGAAAUUAAUUCGAAAUUUGAUGAAUACCAAAAUCAAGUUAACCUCAAGAACAUUAGUUAGUGUUACUACAAUAUACAAAAAAAAAUGGGAAUAACCAGUUAAAACUAAAAUUGUCACAUGUAUGUACUAACAUUUGGUAAUUUUAGAAUUUAAUAGUUAAUUAAUAAACUGAGAGUUAGUUAGCACUUUCCAUCAACAGUUUUGUCAUUUUAAAUGAAAUAAAAACUCGACUAUUAAAUAAAGUAGCUAACGGCAGUGAUAGUUUUCGAGGCAGCUUUAAAUCGAUAUUGUUUUCGCUGUUGUGAUAUUACUCUGUACAAAUUAAGCCAUGCGUCAUGUAAUUAGAUAGUGGUAUUGUAAAUAAACUAUGUGUUGACAUAAUUGCCUUCAAAAGAAUAAUAAAUAUAUAUAAGUA